Lactuca saligna is the source of this 2312-nucleotide messenger RNA. Lineage: Eukaryota; Viridiplantae; Streptophyta; Magnoliopsida; Asterales; Asteraceae. The record is from the annotation of a GenBank genome assembly.
AUGAAUCCCACAACCGACCAACUACCACCACCGCCACAACAGGCGUUGCCAUUACAGCCACCAAGAUCCUCCUUCAGCUGCGACCGCCAUCCCGAUGAGAACUUUUCAGGAUUCUGUCCAUCAUGUCUCUGCGAACGUCUCACCACUCUAGAUCAAUCAGCUAACGCCACCGCUGCCGCUUCCUCCUCCCGUCGUAAUUCCACCUCCUCCGCCACUGCUGCUGCUCUCAAAUCGAUAUUCAGAGUGCCUUCCUCUUCCAUCACUACCUUCGAAGCCUACAAAAACAAAACAGCAGCUACAGCUACAGCUUCAGGUUCAACCAGAACCUCAUUUUUCCCUGAGCUCCGCCGCACAAAGUCUUUUUCCGCCUCGAAAAACGAAGGAUUAGGAUUCUCUGCCGGGGUUUUCGAGCCUCAACGGAAAUCGUGCGACGUUAGGGGUCGUAACACUCUCUGGACACUCUUCUCCAUCGACGACGAAAAUAAACCCAGGCAUUCCUCCGCUCAACAACAAGCCCUAGGAAACACUGGGACCCUCCUCGAGACCAACAAAGAAGACGACGACGAAGAAGAAGAAGAUCAAUUUCACAACGAAGAAAUUGAACUUGCUGAAGAGCAAGACGUGAGUAAUUUUAACGAUCCUGAGAACGACAUUGUGGAAGAAGCCGCUGAAAUUCAAGAAGAAGAAGAAGAGAAUGCAAGUGUGGACGAUUUGAAAACCAUGAAGGAUCACAUAGAUCUCGAUUCGCAGUCUAAAAAACCAUCAUUAUCAAAUUUCUGGUCAGCGGCGUCGGUUCUAAGCAAAAAAUGGCAAAAAUGGAGACGAAAGCAGAAGAAGAGCAGCAUCGACGGCAACGGCGUCCUCUCAUCCUCAACAUUGCCGGUAAAGAAACCGAUUUCGCGUAAGUAUCGAGAGACUCAGUCCGAAAUUGCUGAUUACGGAUUCGGCCGGCGAUCCUGCGACGUUGAUCCCAGAUUUUCACUUGACGCGGGUCGGAUCUCGUUUGAUGAUCCGAGAUACUCCUUCGACGAGCCUAGAGCUUCCUGGGACGGGUAUCUAAUCGGCCGGACUUUCCCACGGCUUCCUCCCAUGGUAGAAGAUGCACCUGUGGUGCAGAUACCACGUUCCGAUAUGCAAAUCUCCGUCGAAGAACAACCACCAAAUGUAGAUCUUCUUGUCCCCGGUGGAUCAAUCCAAACCCGAGAAUAUUACUCCGAUUCUUCCUCCAAGCGCAGGAAAAGCCUCGACAGGUCAAACUCCAUCCGGAAAAUGGCCGCCGCUGUAGUGGCGGAAAUGGACGAACCAAAAACAACCACCGCCCCAGUCUCAAACGCCAAAGUUUCUCCCGCAACCAUCGAUUACAACCACGGUCAUGGCGCCUUAAAAAGAUUUCCAAGCAUUGGUGGUGAGCGAGAAUUAGCAAGGGAUUCAUAUUCAAAUUCCUUAAGAGACGAUUGCUCAGAGACAUUCGAAUUAGGGUUCAGAGACAACGGCGAGAAGAAGGAGGGCAAGAAACCCAGACGAUGGAGAUGGAAGUUGUGGGGGUUCAUCCACCGCCGUGGAGGAUCCAACAAAGACGACGACGACGACACUUUCAGCAGAGUAAACGGCGUCGAGAGAUCAUACUCAGAAUCAUGGCAAGAUCGAACAGAAUCAAAAGGUGGGUUUAACAAAAAAGUAUUACGAAGCAACAGUAGUUCGAAGAAAUGGAAUUGGAAUUGGAACAGGAAAAAGCAAACCAACAAGCAACUCAAAUUCAAUUGCCAGAAACAUGCUUCGACUCUACUGAAACGUAACCAAGUAUGAUUGAUGGGAAGAUUAAUGCUAAAAGAGUUAAAAAUCAUACUGAAAGUUGCAAGAAGACAAAGAUUAUUUAUGAAGAUGCUUUCCUAAGAAGGUAAUAAACUCACACAUGUACUACUCAUAAUGGAUCAUUGAGGUUGAUAAGAAAACACACAGGUGUGAAUUGUGAAUUGUGAAAGGUAAAAGGGUUUGAUCAAAAGAGGAAAGGUGGUGUGCUAAAUUGGUAAACAAGGAGAUUGCUUCUUUCAAACAAGGCUAGGAAUUUAGUUCACAUUUGACACAAGUUUCACUUACUCCCUCUCGCGUGUAGUUUUUCGGAUCUUUCGAAAUGAUUUGUAACUUUGUAUUUGGCAAUGAGAAAUUUUUUUCCUCUUUUAUUUUUUCGAACAAAUCUUAGACAUUUUGGAUGCGUGUUUGGUACACGGGACCGUUGUCUAGGGUUAUUUAUGUCUUUUUGCAUAUAUGAUAUCUCGAGAAUGAAUCUCUAUCCCUUAUUUUAUCUUGGUGGG